AAAUAUAUUGAAAAUUAAUAAUAAUAUACAAAUUAGAAUUACAAACCCUAGUUUCUACUUUUUCUCCAAUUCCCUCGGUCCCUCCCUCUCCAGGUCGCCCACGCCUCCCUCUCAAUCCAGUGCGCCGGCGAAGGGAAGUUACAGCCUUCGACACUCUCGCUAGAUAGCCGAAUUUAGGAUUUUCAAUUUAGGGGUUUAGGGUUUACGUUUCUCAGAAUAACUCUUCAAGUCUGAAUCAAUACGAUAACAGAUUCAACCUCGGCGCCUGCGAAUUACUACUACUGAAGAUGGGGAAAGCGAAGAAAACUCCUAAAUUUGCUGUUAUGAAGAAAAUCGUCACCCAUAAAGCAAUUAAACAGUACAAGGAGGAUGUCUUGAACCCUAACAGGAAAGACUUGACCAAGGAGAAACUCCCCCGCAAUGUGCCGCAAGUUUCAUCAGCGCUUUACUUCAAGCACAAUACUGCUUUAGGGCCGCCAUACCGAGUAUUGGUGGAUACUAACUUCAUUAAUUUCUCCAUCCAAAAUAAAUUAGAUUUGGAGAAAGCAAUGAUGGACUGCUUGUAUGCAAAAUGCACUCCUUGCAUUACUGACUGUGUUAUGGCCGAGCUUGAGAAGUUGGGUCAGAAAUACCGAGUUGCUUUGAGAAUUGCAAAGGAUCCUCGAUUUGAAAGGCUUCCCUGUAUUCACAAAGGAACCUAUGCUGAUGAUUGUCUUGUUGACAGGGUUACACAGCACAAGUGCUACAUUGUUGCAACCUGUGAUCGGGACCUGAAGAGGAGAAUCCGUAAGAUCCCUGGCGUGCCAAUUAUGUACAUUACAAAGCACCAAUAUUCCAUUGAACGGCUACCUGAGGCUACCAUUGGUGGUGGUAGGAUAAAUCAUUCGUUGUCGACAUGUUUUCUAUACUCAUCUUUGAAGUUUCGCAUCUCUUGAUUCCCUUUUGCUUUCCAUUUGCUACCUGCACAGCUCCAAGAGUCUGAAACUAGGGUCUUCUGAAGUUGAAAGUCUCCGGUGCUCGUUUACUAGAAGAAACUCCCAACUUGAGACGGCAAGAGUUAUCCGUGCAUUGCAAUUGCCUUGCUGCUGAAUACGCAAGCGAAACGAGGAGGGUGGCUGAAACUUAAUAGUAAAAGAGCCUGUUCUGAAACAUUGUUUCAAUACAGCUGUUGUAAUGUAGUUGAUAUUUGGUGCAAUCUUUAGCCUAAUUAUAGUAAAGCAACAUCAAAUCUUGUUACUUCUGUUACUCCCAACAUCAACUUAUGCAAUGGCAAAACAACAUAUUUAUUCACA
Messenger RNA from Salvia miltiorrhiza (redroot sage), 1292 nucleotides. RefSeq lists its product as uncharacterized. The transcript has 8 exons. Bases 288 to 935 code for a protein of 215 amino acids. Gene Ontology annotation, cellular component: small-subunit processome; nucleolus. Lineage: Eukaryota; Viridiplantae; Streptophyta; Magnoliopsida; Lamiales; Lamiaceae. The record is from RefSeq and is a predicted model, not a curated record.